UAAAGGCUCACGAGAUAAGCAUUUCAACAUUUCUCGAGACAGUUCAUUAAGUUCUGCGAGAAAAAAAACUUCCGAAUAUCUUUUUUUUAUAUUUUCUAGUUUCGAUAGCUACAAAUGCAGACUUAAAUAUUUAUAUAGCACAAGGGGUCGUUGGGUAAUUCCUCAGUUAUUUGUCUUUGUUCAAAAAUGAAGUGAUAAUAUAUAAUCUCGUAAGAUG
Molecule: messenger RNA, 217 nt
Organism: Clunio marinus
Lineage: Eukaryota; Metazoa; Arthropoda; Insecta; Diptera; Chironomidae
Source: the annotation of a GenBank genome assembly